CCACGUCUAACUUCCUUGACUGGCUGGGCUUGUUAGUGCUCAUACGCCCGUACUUGUUCACAGCAGCUCAGGGACCGAGGCACCUGUCAGACAGAGGAAUACUUUCCCUCCACUCCCACACACACACACACACACACAUACACACUCAGCCACUGACUCUCAGCUGAACUGCAUGGACUUUGCUCUGCUGGGUGGAAAGUGAUCACAGGGGGCGUGUAAAUUAAACAGAAGCAAGGCGGGAGAGAAACCUCAAGAGGAAACAUGUCAAAAGAGGGGAACAGAGCAGCUGUAUUUUCCACCACCAAAGUGCGGACCAAGCUGAAGGGAGAUGGCAGCUGGCUGCAGCGCACCAGUGAACCUCAGGCCGAAGCUGAGGAGGAGGUGAAACCCUGGCUGGCAGAGGUGAGGGCCAACCGUGUGAAUGGAGCCCCCAUCGAGACCAGUCCAGGGCCUUCGCCGACAAAGCCCGAGCUGCCGCCCAACAAGCCUGACGCCGAGAGAGCGCCAACGUCAGGAUAUCUGAUCAGAGGCAUUUUCACUAAACUGGACGAGAAGACUGAAUCAUCGCCCACAUCCAACGGCUCAAGUGGAACGACGCAAUUCAACAAAAAAGCCUCGGAGAGCUACAAGAGAAUAGCCCCCCACACGGUGAGGCCCACUUCAGAGAACCAGGAGGACCUUCUGAGCAAUGAGGAGCAGGAGAAACGGACGGAGGCAGCCAGCAAUGUUCUGAAGACGUCUUCAGUCAGGCAGCGGUCUUACGUGCUCUCUGCUGCUAAGAAAUUUGAGUUGAUUGACAAAGCCGCUGACACCUCGCCGGUCAUCAACAAUGUAUCAUUUGUGGCGAAAAGGGUUGAGAUUGUAGAUGACGAUGAGGAAGCCAAGACGCCACCACCUGUCAGCUCCCCCAGCCCCGUCGCAUACGUCGCCCCCGCCCCGACGGCCAGACCCAGGGGAAUUGAGGAAACAAACGUGAAAACCGCCGCUGAUGAGCCAGUGGCUCCGAAGGUUCUGGGGCCGCUACCGCACCUUUUGAAAGAAGAUCCCACUCCAGUGUCUGUGACGCAGAAGAACCCGUUUGAAGGCUUGAAGCCGGGAUGCACCAAGGUGGCCACACCGCUCCCUGAACUCAUCCCAGUGUUAGUAGAAGCAGUUCAUAAGGAGCCAGAACCUAAGGAGCCCGAUGUUUCUGAUCAGACCGACACCUCUCUGGUUAAAAUCACCCCUGAUUUACCAAACCUGGUAUCAACCACUCCAGCUCGAGCUGUCCCAGAAUCCCCUGCUCGUUUGUCCCCUGCCCUGUCUUCAACUGUCCCAAAACCCCCGGCUCCAUUGUCCCCUGCCCUGACUUCAACUGUCCCAAAACCCCCUGCUCCAUUGUCCCCUGCCCUGACUUCAACUGUCCCAAAAUCCCCCGCUCCAUUGUCCCCUGCCCCGACUUCAACUGUCCCAAAAUCCCCCGCUCCAUUGUCCCCUGCCCUGACUUCAACUGUCCCAAAAUCCCCUGCUCCAUUGUCUCCUGCCCCGACGACAACUGUCCCAAAAUUCCCUGCUCCAUUGUCCCCUGCCCCGACUUCAACUGUCCCCAAACCCCCUGCUCCAUUAUCCCCUGCCUUGACUUCAACUGUCCCCAAAUCCCCCGCUCCAUUGUCCCCUGCCCUGACUUCAACUGUCCCAAAAUCACCGGCUCCAUUGUCCCCUGCCUUGACUUCAACUGUCCCAAAAUCACCGGCUCCAUUGUCCCCUGCCCCGACUUCAACUGUCCCCAAACCCCCUGCUCCAUUAUCCCCUGCCUUGACUUCAACUGUCCCCAAAUCCCCCGCUCCAUUGUCCCCUGCCCUGACUUCAACUGUCUCAAAAUCACCGGCUCCAUUGUCCCCUGCCUUGACUUCAACUGUCCCAAAAUCACCGGCUCCAUUGUCCCCUGCCCCGACUUCAACUGUCCCCAAAUCCCCCGCUCCAUUGUCCCCUGCCCUGACUUCAACUGUCUCAAAAUCACCGGCUCCAUUGUCCCCUGCCUUGACUUCAACUGUCCCAAAAUCACCGGCUCCAUUGUCCCCUGCCCCGACUUCAACUGUCCCCAAAUCCCCUGCUCCAUUGUCCCCUGCCCUGACUUCAACUGUCCCAAAAUCACCGGCUCCAUUGUCCGCUGCCCUGACUUCAACUGUCCCAAAAUCACCGGCUCCAUUGUCCCCUGCCCAGACUUCAACUGUCCCCAAAUCCCCCGCUCCAUUGUCCCCUGCCCUGACUUCAACUUUCCCAAAAUCACCGGCUCCAUUGUCCCCUGCCCCGACUUCAACUGUCCCCAAAUCCCCUGCUCCAUUGUCCCCUGCCCUGACUUCAACUUUCCCAGAAUCCCUUGCUCCAGUGUCUACAGUAACAACGAUCACAGUGAUGACAGAACCUGAAGAAGAACCUGAACCACAAUCUAAACCUUCUCCCAUGACAAGCUCCAGAGUUGACACCCUCGCUGCCUUUUACGACACUCUCGUUCCCACAAGUUCCACCAGUCUCAAGGAUGAUGAGCCAGAGCUGGCGAAGGAACAAGGAAGCCCAGCAGAGAGCCACUCCACAGAGAGCAGAGCUGCGGAGGAGCCCGAUCCAGUUUUCAGCAUUCCGGAGCCAAUGACAGACGAUCUCCUGGCAUUCGAUGAUGGUCCACAGGAGGCAGCAGUGCCUGUUCCCCAGAGCCCAGGACGCUGGAGUCAGGAUCUGCUCAGUGGAUUUGAUAGUGAGCCAGACCCAGCGAUGACCAGCGGCGCCCUGGAUCUCCUGGCUACUGAUGUGAUUCCAUUCAACACAGAGAGACGCAGCCCCAGCGUGCAGCGGGAGGAGGAGAAGCAGACAGAUGAGACAGCAGGAGAAACACAAAGCCACACAGAGACCGUCACUGUAACCACCAGGACUGUGAUUAUUACUGACCAAAGUGAAGAGGACAAAGCAGAUCCCUGGAGCUCACAUAUGACAACAGUAGUUACUGAAUCCAGCUCGGCUGAUCCGUUUGAUCCAUAUCCGAUAGGGACCACAUCCCCUAACAGCUCCUCUGACCUGCUCCAGCCCCUCGCAGAUAUUUCCAUCAACAGCACACCAGCCACGUUCACGGAGAACAAAGAUCUGAGUCCAGAACCACAUCUCGGCACUCAGAGGUCAUGGGCACGCACAUGGGACACCAUCACACCUCAGCAGGCCGGCACAGAGGAGAGCCAGGAGGCCGAACCGGAGGACCAAGCCGGAGACCAACAGACGAUGAUCAUGUUUGAGAGAAAGUCCAAGGAGAACGACUCCCCAUGGGACAGGUGGACAUCCCCCACUGUCUAUACCAUCACUACAGAAGAGGACGAAGAGGAGGAUGAAGAGGAGGAAGAGGAGGAGGAGGAGGAGGAGAGCUCGAAGGAAACACGCACAGAGACAGUCACGACCGUCACCACCAUCAGGGAGAUACACGGUGAGCCAGAGCCCGCUAUGGAUCGUUAUCAAACCUACACCAGGUCGGUGACUCAAGAAGAGCGCCCUGUCCAAACACCGGAGCCCGAGACCAAAAAGCCGUUUGUGUAUUUGAAGGAAUACGUCAAUACUUCAGAGGAGUCCUCGCAUAACGCCAGAGAUGAAACCAAUAGUGGGCUGGAUUAUUUGACAUCGAGCUCCACCAGCUACUCUUACAGCAGCCCCUCCACGUACCCCAGCGGCCCCAUGUCAUCCAGCUGUACGUUCUGCGGCAAGCUUGUGGGCGAUGAUGCUAAGAUCACCAUCGAGCACCUCAAUAUCAACUGUCAUCCCGACUGCUUCAAGUGUGGUGUGUGUGAUAAGGAUAUGGGAGACCUGCUCUGCAGUAUGUUCCUACACGGAGGGAAGGUCCACUGCGAGAGCUGCUACUCCAAAGCUUUAGACUGAUUGUCUGAGCUCUUCAGCGUCCCUCUUAUCCUCGUCCCCCUUCCCUUCAUGUUCAUUUGCAUAUAAAGUGAGAACUGUGCUUUAGCAAAAAUGUUGGACUGUGUUCAGUUGGAACCUUGCUGUGGUUUAGGGUGAUCAAAGAGACUCUCAUAGUGAACAAUAUGAUUUAUUUUGCUUCCAUUAGGUUAAAUUUCUAAUUUCUCAAACAUGUUAUACAAGCUUGUGUUUGUUUGUUUCUUCCCUGGUGGUGAGAGCUGUAUCUUCCUCAAUAGACUAUGAAGGAUAUGCCUGUACAACAUGCUGUGCUACAUAUAACUGUGAACAGGCAAGUGGGGUGCAAUAUUAUGAUUUAGCUUUUUGAGUAGUUAUAUGCAAGAUUAUUACUUUGUUACAUGUUUGCUUUCUUUGUUCUUCUUGAUACAAAACAGUGUGUUCACAUAUAUGAUGCCUUGUUAACAAAAUAAAGUGAUUUAUAUGA
Molecule: messenger RNA, 4369 nt
Organism: Pleuronectes platessa (European plaice)
Lineage: Eukaryota; Metazoa; Chordata; Actinopteri; Pleuronectiformes; Pleuronectidae
Gene: znf185
Product: zinc finger protein 185 with LIM domain
Exons: 33
Coding region: 262-3891 (1209 amino acids)
Source: RefSeq, a predicted model, not a curated record